Messenger RNA from Fusarium fujikuroi IMI 58289, 2322 nucleotides. RefSeq names its product related to nucleotide diphosphatase. The record is from RefSeq and is a predicted model, not a curated record. Lineage: Eukaryota; Fungi; Ascomycota; Sordariomycetes; Hypocreales; Nectriaceae. Gene Ontology annotation, molecular function: ribonucleoside triphosphate phosphatase activity; nucleoside triphosphate diphosphatase activity. The transcript is spliced from 2 exons. Gene Ontology annotation, biological process: nucleoside triphosphate metabolic process. The coding region runs from base 1 to 2322 and encodes 773 amino acids.
AUGUCCUUCCACAACUUAAAUACGAAACCUUCUAGGGAGGAUCGCGACAAUGCCUCGUUCCUCUCUCCUAUCGCAUAUGACGACGAUGCUUCGUCUCUCCACUCCCGCAGCGAUCAAGAUACCGAUACCGACGAUGACGAACUUAUCUCACGCGCGAGAAAUAGUAGAGAAUUGCGUGCUCACGAUCGUAUCGUCUUGAUGGAAGAGGAAGAUAUCGACCGACUUGUUACCGAUUCGCGACAAAAGAAAGAACGGGAGCGCCGUGGCUCAGGACUCGCAGUGCCUAGUAUAGGCAGAAUGUUUGGUCGUCGAGGAAGCAGUUCAGGAAGUCGUUCGAUCAACAGCUCCGCCGAAAAUCUUGUGCUUGAGAAGCGAAAGACUCGACGCCAGCGGAGACAGAAGAAGCGAGAGAAACUUGUGGAGCAUGCUCAACAUGGAGAGGACGGAGAGUUGAUGUAUGAGAUGGAAGAAGGAGGUAUGAAGGAAGGAAGUUCAACUGGUGAGAGUAGCGAGAGGGAUGACAGUGACGAAUUGGAUCGACAUCAUCUAAAUAUGAUUGCCGAAGCAAAGGCCCAGCGACGUCGUAGCUGGCGCUGGUGGGUCUUCAUUCACUCCCUGAUCGCCAUAGGCUUCGCGAUCCUGAUUCUAUUGGCCUGGAAGCUGUCCAAGAAUCGCAGGAACAGAUUCACCAAGGCAAACCAACCCCUGGUCAGCAACGGAACCGCUCUCUUCGCGCCCACAUCCCUCAUCAUCAGCCUGGAUGGUUUCCGCGCCGACUUCCUCCAACGUGGACUGACGCCUACCUUGAACUCGUUCGUUGCUGAGGGAGUGUCGCCGAAGUGGAUGCAUCCUUCUUUUCCAUCAGUCACCUUUCCGAACCAUUACACUCUUGCGACAGGCUUGUAUCCCGAAAGCCAUGGCAUCGUCAGCAAUACCUUCUGGGAUCCUGAUAUGCAGUCGCAAUUCUACUACACCCAUCCUGGCCAGAGUCUUGACCCAAAGUGGUGGGGAGGAGAGCCUUUCUGGGUUACAGCGGAGAAACAAGGGGUUCGGAGUGCUGUCCAUAUGUGGCCCGGAAGCGAGGCACAUGUUCUUCAUACUGAACCAAGCUUGAUGGAUAAGUUCAAUGGCAAAGAAACACUUGAGAACAAGGUCGCCAGAAUCAUGGAGUUUCUUGAUAUGCCCGGCUUUGAGGACAAGACAGUGGACAUCGGCAACAUGCGACCACAAUUGAUUGCCGCUUACGUUCCUCAUGUCGAUAGUGAUGGUCACAAAUUCGGUCCCAAUUCCACCGAGAUCCGCCAAACCAUCAAUAAUGUGGACAGCAUGCUGGGACAGGUCUUCCAUGGUCUUGAGCAGCGCAACUUGACCGACAUUGUCAAUGUGAUUGUCGUCUCCGAUCACGGUAUGGCAACCACAGAUAUCUCAAGACUAAUCCAGCUCGAAGACCUCAUCGAUACUGACAAGAUUGAACAUAUCGAUGGCUGGCCGCUCUACGGUCUUCGUCCCAAGAAUCCCGACGACCUGAAAGGACUCUAUGAUGAGCUCAAGGAGAAGUCAAAGUCGAACCCCAACUUUGAAGUCUAUCUUCGUGAUGUCGACAUGCCCGAGCGAUAUCACUUCUCCAAGCAUCACCGCAUCGCCCCUUUGUGGGUUGUCCCCGAGACAGGAUGGGCAAUUGUGACCAUAGACGAGUUCAAUGUUGAAGAAGGAAAGAAGAAGAAUCUCGUAUAUCAUCCGCGGGGCCUUCAUGGUUAUGACCAUGAGCAUCCGCUUAUGAGGGCCAUUUUCAUUGCCCGUGGCCCUGCGUUCCCCCACCCAGCGAACAGCCAGAUCGAAGUUUUCCAAAACAUUGAGGUGUACAACAUGUUGUGCGACUCCGUUGGCUUGACGCCCAGCCCCAACAACGGAACUUUACGGCUUCCCCUGAAGCCUAUCGGUGUGCACAAGCCCGAAGAUACGCCCGAGGAACCUGCCGAUCCUCCGUCCGCCCCCAAGAAGCCGGCUCGCCCAACUUUGCCGGAGAAGCCAAGUCAUCCCGAGCGGCCAACUGUGCCUCAAAAGCCCACCCAGCCUGAACGACCUACGGUCCCAGUUGCCCCUACGCAGUCCGCCAAGGCGACAGUCUCACUCAAGAAACCUGUGAAACCAUCAAAGUCGGCUGCCCCCUCUAAGGACAGCGGAGGUAAGGAUGGGGAUAGUGGCAGCGACAGCGAUAGUGACAGUGGCGACGAUGACGAUGAUAAAGACGAAGGGAUUUGGGAUUGGUUCACUCACAAAGUGGAGAAAGUCUGGCAUAAAAUCACUGGAGAUGAUGAUUGA